UCGUUUAUGAACGGGCGGUCAUCGUUACAGUUUCCCGUUUUUAUUAUUAAAUGAAGGUGCUAUAGGCGUUUAUUUUAUGAGAAAACAGUAGGUUAUAAAAUUUAAAAUAAUGAUCUUACUGGAGAUCAAUAAUAGGAUUAUAGAAGAAACUCUAACUGUGAAAUAUAAAAAUGCCCUGGCGCGUUUAAAGCCAGAAUCUAUAGAUGUGACAGUUGCAGAUUUUGAUGGAGUUCUCUUUCAUAUAUCAAAUGUCAAUGGAGAUAAAACCAAAGUUAGGGUUAGUAUAUCAUUGAAGUUCUAUAAGCAAUUAGAAGAACAUGGUGCGGAUGAGCUGCUUAAGAGGGUGUAUGGAUCAUUACUCACAGACACAGAGUCUGGAUACAAUGUGUCGCUCCUGCUGGACAUGGAGAAUAUCCCAGAGGACUGGGAGGAUGUGGUGAAGAAGGUGGGUCUGCUGAAGAGGAACUGUUUUGCGUCUGUGUUCGAACGCUAUUUUCGGCUGCAAGAGGAUGGCGACGUUGGACACAAGCGCGCCGUCAUCAACUACAGGCAGGAUGAGACACUAUAUGUUGAAGCACAAGAAGAUCGAGUGACAGUUGUCUUCUCAACAGUUUUUCGACACGAAGAUGAUAUGGUAAUCGGAAAAGUCUUCAUGCAAGAAUUGAAAGAAGGUAGAAGGGCGUCCCACACUGCUCCUCAGGUUCUUUUUUCACACAAGGAACCACCUCUAGAACUCAUGGAUACCGAAGCUAAAGUAGGGGAAAAUAUCAGUUAUGUAACAUUUGUGUUAUUCCCCCGGCACACGUGUGCGGAGUCGCGCGAGAACACUAUCGACCUGCUGCACAUGUUCCGCGACUACCUGCACUACCACAUCAAGUGCUCGAAGGUGUACGUGCACUCGCGUAUGCGCGCCAAGGCCGGCGAUCUGCUCAAGGUGCUCAACCGCGCGAGACCGCAGCCCCGCGCACAGGAACGCAAGACCAUCACGGGAAGAACGUUUGUACGGCGAGAUUGAAAGUAUUCGGCGACGGGCGCGGCGCGGUAACAAUACACACACAUGCAGUCACACACGCACACAGAUCAUAUAAUACACACGAGCGGCUACGGAACAUGACCACUCCCACGCAGCGGGCUAUCUUGAGCCUACCGCAUUUUGGAUACGUAACCUUAUAUACGUCAGCUUCCGUAAAGCUUGUCAAGAUGAAGAAAGUGUUAUUUCCAAUACCUAAAAUCUUGUAAAUAUUGUUUCUGUUUUAUGGUUCUUUCUCAAUAAUCAACUCAUCAGAUAUGAGUACUUUUGUGGCAUGGUCUGAUAAACGUGUCCAAUGUCCAUCUUUAGUAAAGUUCUCAAUUCGAAUGCAACAUCUCUCGCUUUGUCCAUAUGUAUAAUGUAUAUAGAAAAACAAAUAAUAGAGCUGUCAAUGUAAAUUGAAAUUAAGAUAACAAUAUUAAUAUAAUUUAUAGUCAAGCUUAAUGCAAUUUGUAAUUUUUAUGCGUUUAUUUUAAAUUUAUAUAUGAGCUUGUUUAUCAUUAUAUUAUUUUGUGUCUUGAACAAUAACAGAAAAUAGAUGUACUUCUUAAAAUUGAUACGAGUUCAGCAACAGAACUGAUAUCACAUUAUUCUUUUUUUUUUAAUUUUCACGAAUUUUUUUAAUUAUACAUAUUUAUAAGACAAAUGCAUCCAAGUUGCGGCCGGCUUUAGUACUUAUUCACAUACGACGCAUAAUACAUUUUGUCCCAUCGAACUUGCGUAUGUACGUGGAACGUUGCGUGUUAUUAUAAUUAAAAUAACCGAUGGCCGCGCCACGAGUCUGCGAAAGGCUCGAAAAAUUAGUGGACGCGUUUAGUAAUGUCCAACAAUGUGCGUAUUUCUUUUAUAAACUUUUACUAAAUAUUUUAUUUAUUACUGUAAAUCAUUUUCUCUAAACUGAAACGUCACAAAGUUCUUAUCAUAGUAACACAGUGAUCCGUUUUUAACGAAUUGCGUCCGGAGUUUCUCGUCGUCGACAGAUGACGUAAUGUUAUCAUAUUAUCCUGCAUUGAAAUGUGCACAUUGUAUUAUAAAUAUUUAUUGUCAACUCUUAAAACAUAGUGUAAAAUCGAUGAGUAAUAAUGUUGCGGUAGUUCUUGUUGAUAGCAAAAUUAUGCUUUAUUGUAAUGAGAGUUCUAUUUAUAAAGAGACCACUGCGGCGUGCACGCAGGUAACUCUGGUUCCUAAUACUAGUGCGUGCGGAUAUCGCCGCAGAUUUGAACUUUCCUUCUAGCUUACCUGAUUUUGUUGAUGUCAUUUAUGUAAUUGCCUAUCCUCGUGUAGGGUGAAAUGUAUUAUAAAGUGUAGCCUAUAUGGUUAACAAAGUUGAAUCAACAUAUAUCUGUGAAUUAUCAAAACAGGUAUGAUGCACAAACAUGUACGAAUUAUACUAUUAUUAAACACUGCUCCUGUAUUUAGUUCCAUAAUGAUAAUGCAAUAUACGAACAAUAAUUUUAAUAAAUAAAUUUUUCAGUUUUAGGUAGGUCUGAUUCAAUUAUAAUGCGUAAGUGAAAGUGUAUAGUAUUUCUUCUCAAUAGAUUCUUCCACAGCCAAAAUAUACUGGAUGGUUAAAAUGCAAUGGCCUUAUUUCCGUGUGUUUGGUCCAGCUGCUUCGGUUCGAAACCGCGGCACCGAUUGAUAGAGUCGCUAGGUUAGAAAACGAUAAAAUACUGUAUCUAAUUUUAAGUGCAAUUUAAAACAACACAUCGUUUCUUAUUCCGAUAAUUUUAAAAGAGUACCUAUAUAGUGUUCGAAAUUUAGCCAAACUUAUUUGCAAAUUCUAAUAUUUAUUAUUAUUAUCUUCUAAUUAUGUAGUGUCAUUUUUAGUAAACACUGAAUGGUAUCAAUAUAUCAUGGGCAUUUAGUUUUGAGCACAGAAGCACCAAAAAAUGUUUGCUCAAGCUGUUCAAAACAUCUAGGGGCUAAAUGAUCGUGUCAAAGACUGUAGGUAACAUCUAUGCAUUCAUAAGAUUAUUGUUUGUGAAUUAUUUAGUGUAAUAAAUUGGGGAGUAAUGAAUUUGGGUGUGUCACAGAAUAUACGUCGAUGUGUGAACUGAGUGGUGAAGCUAUCAAAGCAAAGUUUCAAGUCAGUGGUUUUACGUAAGACAAGAAAUUAUAAUGUAUAUGCUAAGUCAUAAAAUAAUAUAAAAACAUACAAUUAUUAUAACAUGACAGUUAAACAAAAUUAAUAAAAUCAUAUGGAUUGUAUGGGUAAGAAUGGGGAGUAAUACAUGCAUGUAGAGACAAUUUAACUAUUUAAUAAAAUUUUGUAGCUAACUUGAAUUUUAUGUAACUUUUAUUUGCAAGAUGUAUUAUUUAUGUAUUAUAAAAUGUAAGUUAAAUGUUACUUUAAAGUUAAUUCUUACAAUUUGGUAAUUGUUUUUACUGUCAGUUUUAAUGUGAGAUUUUGCAAACUGCAGAACAUAGAAGUUAUUUGUGAAUAUGUAAUUAUUCUUGUGAUUUCGAAAUACCGUUUAUACUGUAUUUUUAUUUUCUAGAUUAAAGAAAACAUCUUAAUGCAUUUUGGAUUUUUAUUGAUUAAACAAAAUU
Molecule: messenger RNA, 3580 nt
Organism: Diatraea saccharalis (sugarcane borer)
Lineage: Eukaryota; Metazoa; Arthropoda; Insecta; Lepidoptera; Crambidae
Source: the annotation of a GenBank genome assembly